AUGCGAAAAUUCUCGAGUCAAAAAUUCGAAACGCAGAAUCAACAGCAAAGAUUCGAGCCGCAGAAUUAUGGACAAAAUGCGGCAACACCAAGAUACGUGCAGCACGUGGCAGGAGGCAAUAAUCAUCCGGUGCAAAUGCAAAUGCAGCAAGUAAAUACCGAAGGAGCAACUCCAUCGGGAAUUUACCACAAUGGCACCUGGUACAAUGCCCAAACUUAUCAGUCGCAGGUUGUCAACCCUACACAGUACGAAAAUCCAACUUACACCUAUCCACAAGUCAUCCAAACUGGAGUACAACAACAACAACAACAGCAACCACAACAACAGACGGUUCAAAUUCCACAACAAGAGAUUCCUCAAGAUCAGCAAAUGGGAGCCACCUAUUAUCAAGCGUAUGAAGUGCAACCCUACACAUAUCAGGUGCCAGAGUUGCCAGCACAACCAACACAACCGCAACCACAGCUACAACUACAACAAGUUCAACUAGUGCCAUCACAUCAACAUGUUACACAUCAGGCGGUGACACCGACAAUUAUCAGUGUCGACUCAUUGCGCGAAUUAUACGAUCCCAGCAUUAUUGAGAUCGAUAUAUCGGCCGCAUCGGAGGUUUAUAUAACACGCACUCCAAUUAAGCUGAUAAUUACCAUCUAUCGUCAGCGUGGCAAUGAAAAACCCGAUAUGACACAUAAAGUUUCCAUUAAUGGACAAUCGCUUAGCGAUCUUAACUUUAAAGCAAAUCCCGAUUCGGAGCCGCAUCUGGACCCAAAUCAAAAUGGCAAUCAGGAGGUGGCAGACGAACCCAAGUCGGGAACUGAGCAGGAAACUUUGAAUACUGAAGUCAUCAUCGAGGAGAGUCAAGAAAUCUGCGAAUGCCACGAAAAGGCACUUCAAUCAACCGUCAAUUCAGCUAAAAAUAGUCAGGAAAUUGUCAAUACUCCAACUGUUUCGAAAACUCUAGAUAUUUCUGAAGAUCAACCUGUGCAGGCACUUCAAUCAGCCGUCAAUCAAGCUAAAAAUAGUGAGGAAAUUUUCAAGACUCCAACUGUUUCAAAAACUCUAGUUAUUUCUAUAGAUAAACCAGCGCAGGCAUUUCAAUCAGCCGUCAAUCAAGCUAAAAAUAGUGAGGAAAUUUUCAAGACUCCAACCGUUUCAAAAACUCUAGUUAUUUCUAUAGAUAAACCAGCGCAGGCAUUUCAAUCAACCGUCAAUCAAGGAACAAUUUGCAAUCAUACAUUCAAAACUUCAACUGUUUUGAAAGAACCUCCCGAAGCUCUACCAAAAGAUCAGUUAGCUAAAUCCGAUAAUUCGAAACGCACACCUAAGACCACACCGAAACGUAAGAAAGGCAAAAUAGAUGUGUUAAUUCUCGACUCUAUACCCAAUGAACCGGAGACUGUACAGCCAUUUGGUAAUGCUCAACAGCGUAAUUCCAAAAAGCGCAACAACAAACUGAGCAAAUUGGAACGAAAGGCUCUGCGUCGCGAGGUGAAACAGUCACAGAACGAACAACUUCAGGUUGUCGAGAAGAUAAAAGAGGAUAUGGUCAACCCGAACGGAAAGGAAUCUGAGGAGAAGCAAUCGAUUGACAAUCAAUCCGAAGAGAAACCAUCCAAAAAGAAACAACGCAAAAAGCAGCAAAGCGAUGUGAAAGAAUCCCAGUCUGAAAACACAGAUAAAGAAGAUGACUCGGGGGAUGAUUCGGACUCUUCGGAUGAUACGCAGAUCGUGUGUCCAUUAUUAAAGGCCGUUUCCGAUCCGAAAUUGCGUCGUACUCUCGUUAGAAUCAUAAAUAAACUGAAUUGUCUUUAA
Drosophila innubila is the source of this 1809-nucleotide messenger RNA. Its product is annotated as putative mediator of RNA polymerase II transcription subunit 26. The transcript has 4 exons. The record is from RefSeq and is a predicted model, not a curated record. NCBI's taxonomy places the organism in Eukaryota, Metazoa, Arthropoda, Insecta, Diptera, Drosophilidae. Bases 1 to 1809 code for a protein of 602 amino acids.